Molecule: messenger RNA, 2028 nt
Organism: Octopus sinensis (East Asian common octopus)
Lineage: Eukaryota; Metazoa; Mollusca; Cephalopoda; Octopoda; Octopodidae
Exons: 6
Coding region: 328-1215 (295 amino acids)
Source: RefSeq, a predicted model, not a curated record
ACAGAUGGAAGUACUUCAAACGAAACGACAAGUUCUUCAAUAUUCGCAUCGUUUGACUCGACUAAUAAGCUAUACGACCGAAAAUUGUAAGAGCAGUUAGUGAAAUAACGAUCAAAGAGAGAAAAGGGGAAAAUAAAAAACGAUAAGACAUGCACAGUUACUUUUGUAUUGCUUAGCUUUGUUUCGAGGACCGUGACCGUUUAUUUUUACGUUCCGCAAUUUUGUGUCAACCUUAACCAGCACUACAUUCGCUGUUGUCCAAGACACACCGGCGGGAGAAUCGAACCACUUGAAUUUCUGCAAGAAUUCUCCGUAAAACCUUUUGCAAUGGCACAGAAAAUGGAUAUCAACGUUAUGCCAGUGAUCGGUGGAGUGUGCUGUUAUUGUAUACUGCUUUUAUACCUGGGCAAGAAAUUCUGGUACUAUUUUGAUUUCUUCUUGUCGCUCGUAGCAGGAACAGGUCUGUUGACGCUGGCACCACAGUUUAUUAAAACCCAGGUUGAAGUUCGUGUUGAUGGCGUUCAUCUGUUCAUGGUUCGAGCAUUUGGUAUAAUGCUGCUUGGUUCAGCCUAUCUUUGGUGGAACGUACGCAAUUCCAAAGACAUCACCGUCCACACGACCCUGAUGUGGGCCAGGGUGAUGGGUGGAGCAGCUGCUUUACUUGCUCAAGGUUUUGCUCAGUUCAACAAAGCCAGUCGUAUGACCCAAGAGCAUUUGUACAUCAGUGUGUUGCUGACAGUUCUGUGGACCCUGGGUAACUUGAUCUACUGCAUGCGGAGCACUGAGUGGGGUGGCUACAUGGAAACACGGAGCAAGCUGAACAACUUCCUUCACACCGAUUUCGUCAUCACGCUGAUAUUUGGAAUCAUGUUUUAUGCCUAUCCCGUUUGGCUUUUGAGAGUUCAGACUUCUUUACCAAGAUUAAACGUUGUUCACGCUCAUUUGUACCGUCUGUUUGGUUCAGCCCUCAUGAGUUCAGCAAUCAUUUCAGGACGUGCCUCUAAUUUUCUCAUAGCCUCCGACAAACGCGUUCAGCUGUACACCAGAGUUCUGAUCAAUGUUGGAUUAAUUAUCCUGUUUUUAGUGACGUACUUCAGCACUGCUAAACACAACGACUGGUCAGUCCCCAACACACCUUUCAUACUCGGGGUCGUCGGUAUCUGGACCCUCAAUGCUUUCUGUGGCAGCUAUUCAUUAGCCUAUUUCAAAAACUGAAACCUUUCAACCAGCACAUUCGUUUGAGAAGAACUUUGAGAAUUUAAGUAUUUUUUUUUCUCUUAGUCAGUGUGUAAAAUGAAAAAAAAAAAAAGAAUUGAGAUUUUAAAAGAGAAUUUUUUAAAGGAUCUGCGAAAAAAUUUUUAAAGUGCUGCCAAACAUUUUGUGUAAUUAUCAAAUUCACACACAUACACCAGCCCUUACAUGAAGCACACACACACACACACACACACACACACACACACACACACACUUUACAUGAAAAUCAGAUUUUUAUGCUGAUAUCUGCUGGUGUUCCCUUUAACCCUUCAGAAUCUCAAUAGUUUGGUAAAGCUGAAGGAAUCGGAAUCUUUUAUCAAAUUCUCUUACAGCAGCAAUAUAUAUUUUUUUAAAUGUGUAACGAGAGAAACUUCUAUGGAAAAAAAAGAUUUUUAAUUUUUUUUUUUUUUAUUUGUUUUGGCUAUUUAUUAACGUCUUUUUAUGUCUUGUAACAACAAAAACCCAAAUUACACUUAAAACGAAGAAUGUCCUUUUUUAUUAUUAUAUGAUUUAGCUCCAAUUUACCGUUUUUCUCCCCCACCUUCUCUGCUUGUUUUUAUAUCUCCAUAGAUAUUUUUGACCAUUUCUCAUCAUGCUCUCUAAUUCCAUCCAUUACCGUCUUCACCCCAAAACGAAAUCCUUCUUUUUUAACGACAAUUUCACCAGUAAUUCAUUUUGAAAUAACUUUUUUCCCCCCCAUUUUUAACAGACAUUUUCCUUUUUCUAAACUUAGUUUGAAUUUGAAAAAAAAAAUAAUAAAUGGCUAUAACAUUG